ACUCGAUCAAACAUGCGUUGACACGAAAAAACGCAUUUGGGAAUAAGAAACCGAUGUGACUUUUGUGACGCAGAUUUUAAAUACUUUGGAGAUUUAAAAAAACAUUUGAACAAACAUAUUACCAUGAUAUCGGAACAAAAUCGUCAGAUAGCUAGUGUAAUAACACAUACUUCAAACUAUUAUGAUAAUGAACAUUUAUACGUACAUUCCACCUCAAAUUAUCAAGGUCCAUCUAUUGUUUCAUUGAAUAAACGCAAACAUGAAGACAUUUGGGGUGGUGAACUUGGGGAUCAAAUCUGUCUAGAAGCCGAUUCAGCAUUAACUAGUACUGCUAGUUCUACCGCAGGUCGUCGAACAAAAAAACAACGUCUAGAAGAGGUUAAAACAGAAGGAUUCCAAUUAAUCCAGUCUGCAUUUGGAGGUAUGAUAAAAAAUUAUUAUAAGAAAAAUCUCACUCUAUUGCCUCACUACCAGUUGUUUCUCGAUGAAGCCAAGCCCGAGAUAAUAAAGUUGCUUACUGAGUUAAUAUCAAAAGACUCUAUUAAAUUUAACUUAAAACUGGAGGGUGCAUACAAAAUCCCCCAUACAUCUGUUAUAGAAAAUAGGUCUUUCAAAACCGCUGCUCGAACACUAUGCAUGGCUGACAACGAUUUGCAUGCCAUACUAGAAGAAGAAUUUAAUAAAUUAAUGCAUGAAGAAGAAGUUUACACAUCAAAAGGAUCUGGCUUUUCAAUAGACAGCGUCAACGGUUUACUACUAAGUGUGUAUCGUUAUAAACCAAUCGGGGGCUCAUCGUACAUCAAAUUACCCGACAGCAUUGAAGCACAUAAGGCAAUCAUUAAUGUAAAAAAUAAUGAUGAGAUGUGUUUUAAAUAUAGUAUUAUGGCAAAAUAUGUUGACGCGCCAAAUCCAAGCAGAAUUAGUCACUACCUAAACGCACCAGAAAACUACGAUUUUUCAGAAUUAAACUAUCCAGUUGAAGUCAAGGACGUCAAAAAAUUCGAAAAAAGGAAUCCGGGUGUCUCUGUGAAUGUGUACGGAUUGAAAAUGUGUGAGCCAACAUGUAACGUUGAUAAAAUCCACAACCGCAAAAAUAACAAAGAGUAUAUUGUUGUUCCUUACAAGAUAUGUGAUCAAGAGUUGAACGAUCAUUUCGACCUACUAUUGUUUAAUGAUGAAUCAACUAAUGGUGAUAAAUAUCAUUAUGCCUACAUUAAAAAUUUUUCUCGUUUGGUAAGAUCACAAAUUAUUAAUCACAGAGCUACUAUGGCUAUAUGUAAGCGCUGUUUCAAGGGGUAUAUCGACGAACCGAAUAAACCAGACAAGGCUGUUCGUUUAGCCGAACAUAAAAGACAGUGUGUAUUAAAUAAACCUGUUGCGCCUAUUAUGCCCACCGUCGGCAGUUCAUUACGUUUUCAAAAUUGGGGCAACACUCAUAAGCAUGACGUUGUAAUUUAUGCUGACUUCGAGGCGAUGCUGGUUAAAAAUACGGACGACUUAGCGGCAACUUCAAGUGAGAAAAAACUAUUAUUACACAUAACCAUGAACCUAUGUCAUUUGUUUACAAGGUAAAAUCAGGUGAAAAUGUUCCUGAAGAAUUACUUCAUGCAUACAAUAUACCUGUUAACCCAGUAGUGUUUUGCGGAGACAGAACCAACAAUGAAGUAGGAAAAAAGUUUGUUAACAGUAUUGUGGAUGUGUGUAGAAGAAUUGAACAACUUCUCAAAACAAAUCAACCGAUGAAGAUGACAAGGGAGGAUUGGAACGUUCACAA
Messenger RNA from Daktulosphaira vitifoliae (grape phylloxera), 1774 nucleotides. RefSeq lists its product as uncharacterized. The record is from RefSeq and is a predicted model, not a curated record. The transcript is spliced from 3 exons. The coding region runs from base 124 to 1572 and encodes 482 amino acids. NCBI's taxonomy places the organism in Eukaryota, Metazoa, Arthropoda, Insecta, Hemiptera, Phylloxeridae.